Macaca mulatta (Rhesus monkey) is the source of this 6027-nucleotide messenger RNA. The record is from RefSeq and is a predicted model, not a curated record. NCBI's taxonomy places the organism in Eukaryota, Metazoa, Chordata, Mammalia, Primates, Cercopithecidae.
UACGGGGCCUGCGGUGCGCUCAGAGCGCAGCGCCCACCGCGGCGGCACGACCCGGGCGGCGACGCUUGUAGUUCCUCUCGGUACCGGCUUCCACCCGCCGCCUGGCCCGCGCCGACUUCCUGGAGGGCGCGUGACGUCACGGCAAGGGCGCCGCGUGCGUGCGUGCGUACGUGCGCGUGUAAACACGAGCGCCGCGCGAGUGUCGGGGCCGGCUCCGUCUUGGGACCAAGCCUGCGUGCCGGCCGCGGAGUACUGCGUUUCUGCGCCCUACUUUUCCUCGGGGAGCCGGCACCGUGGAGCAGUGGCAUGCAGCGCGGCCCGCUGUCUCCCAGUCCCACUGACAGUCCUGGCGCGCUCGGAACUUGGUAUCCCGGCGUGCAUCGCGGGCAGGGCAUGGCGGGACUACGAGUCCCAGCGUUCAACGCAAGCCUGCGGCCUAUUACCCCGUCACACGCCGAGAUCCAGCCUCCUGAGACUACGAGUUCCGGCAUGCACCGCGAGCCGCUCUCCUCGACUUCCGUCGCGCACUGCGAGUCCCAAUGUCGCGAGACUACGGGUCCUGGCAUGCCGUGCGCGCCGCGGGCAGAGAGACCUGAGGCUGCUGGCGUCCGGGGGGCCCCGCCUCGUGUCCCGCUCCGUGUCCAGCGCGGACCCCACGCCGCGGGAGCUGCUGUGGUCUUUUCUUCCUCCGACCUCCCCUUCGACGCGGAAGCGCAGGGGCAGGGGAAGGUGCCCAGCCCCCAGGAGCACAAUCUGUCCUGGCCAUGUUUGUCCACCGAACUGCAACUCACACUCCGCAGGUCCUGGAGCCCACGAAAGACCCCCACAGGGAGCUCCCAGCCACGCACAGGUCCUGGGCCCCGGCGAGCCAGCCAUCACCACUUCACAGGUGAGCUCUGUCAAAACCGGCAGCUUCUAAGUGCCAUCAGCUACCAGUGUGCCGUGAAGUAGUCCUCAACCUGGUUGCUAUACACAGGCGUUUUACUCAUUUCACUUUAUUGCACUCAAAGAUACUGCAUUUUUCACAAAUUGAAUUAGUGGCAAGUCUGCCUUUAGCAAGUCGAUUGGCACCAUUUUCCCAACAGCUCCUGCCCACUUCAUGUCUCUGUCACAUUUUGGCAAUCCUUACAGUCGUCCAAACUUUUCAUUGCUAUCGCCUAUGGUGAUCUGUCAUCGGUGAUCUCUGAUGUUCCUGCUGCAAUUGUUUUGGAGCACCAUAGCUGCCCACGUGAGACACCAAACUUAAUUGUGAUCUGACAGCUCCCUUGACCUAGCGUUCCCGUCUCUCCUCUCCUCAGCCUCCCUGUUCCUUCAGACAGAACAAUAUUGAAAUCUGCCCAGUUAGCAACCUUACAAUGUCCUUUCCAUGUUUCAUUGAAAGGGAGAGUUACAGGUCCCUCACUUUAAAUCAAAAGCUAGAAAUGAUUAAGCUUGGUGAGGAAGGCAUGUCAGAAGCCGAGACAGGCCAAAAGCUUCUCACACCAAAUGGUUAGCCUGGUUGUGAAUGCAAAGGACAAGUUCUUGAAGGAGAUUAGAAGUGCGACUCCAGUGCACACAAAUGAUAAGAAAGUAAAACAGCCUUACUGCAGAGACAGAAAAUUUCAGUGGUUUAGAUAGAACAUCAAACCAGCCAUGACACGCCCUGAAGCCACAGCCUCGUCUAGACUGAGGCCUUAACUCCCUUCAGUUCCCUGAAGGCUGGAGAGGCGAGGAAGCUGCCUCUCUCCACUUUCUUCAGAGAGAAGAAAGGUUGGAAACCAGCAGAAGUUCAUUCAUGAGGUUGAAGGAAAGAAGCUGUUUCUGUAACAUAAAAGCGAAGGUAAAGCAGCAGGUGCUGGUGGAGAAGCUGCGGCAAGUUCCCCAGAAGACCCAGCUGAGACCACUGAUGAAGGAGGCUGCACUAAACGACAGAUUUUAAGUGCAGAUAAAACGGCCUUCUAUUGGAAGAAGAUGCCAUCUAGGACUUUCACCGGUGGAGAGGAGAAGUCAGUGCCUGGCUUCAAAGCUUCCAAGGACAGGCUGACCCCAAUGUUGAAGCCAGUGCCCAGGUGCCAUCUGAAAAUCCCAGGGCCCUUAAGAAUGAGACUAAGUCUCCUCUGCCUGUGCUCCAUCCAUGGAACAACAAAGCCUGGAUGACAGCACCUGUGUUCACAGCGUGGUUUGCUGACCAUUCUAAGCCCACUCUUGAGACCUAUUGCUCAGAAAGAUUCUUUUCAGAACAAUUCCUGCUCAUGGUCACCCAAGAGCUCUGAUGGAGACGUGCGGGAGAUGAAUGUUGUUUUCCUGCCUGCUGACACCACAUCCACCCUGCAGCCCAGGGAUCCAGAAUGAUUUUGACUUUUGAGUCUUAUUAUUUCAGAAAUACAUUUUCUAAGGCUAUAGUUGAUUCCUCUGAUGAAUCUAGGCAAAGUCAACUGAAAACCUUCUGACAGGAAUUCAUCAUUUUAGAUGCCAUUAGGAACAUUCAUGAUUUAUGGGAGGAUGUCAAAAUAUCAACCUUAACAGGGGUUAGAUGAAGUUGAUUCCAUCCCUCAUGGAUAACUUUGGGGAGUUUAAGGCUUUAGUGGGGGAAAUAACUUCAGACGUGGUGGAAAUAGCAAGAGAACUAGAAUUAGACGAUUAGAUGGGGCCUGAAGAUGGGACUGAACUGCAAUCUCAGGAUGAAAUUUGAACGGACGAGGAAACGCUCCUUAUGGAUGAGCAGAGAAGGUGGUUUCUUGAGAUGAAAUCUGCUCCUGAUGAAGACACUGUGAAGACUGUUGAAAUGAAACAAAGAAUUUAGAAUAUUCCAUAAACGAGUUGAUAAAGUGGUGGCAGGGUGUGAGCGGAUUAACUCCGAUUCUGAACAGAACUCUGCUGUGGGUAAAACGCUACCCAGCAGCAUCACACACUCCGUGGAAGGAAGAGUUCAUCCACACAGCAAAGUUCAUUGCUGUCCUAUUUUUAAAAAUGGCCACAGCCACCCCAGCCGUCAGCCGCCACCAGCCUGGUCAGUCAGCAGGUCAGCACUGAGGUAAGACCCCUCCAGCAGCAAAAAAUUCGGACUCGCUGAAGGGGCAGACGAUCGUCAGCAGUUUUUAGCGAUAAAUUACUUUUCAGUUAAGGCAUGUGCAUUUUUUAAGACAUAAUGGUAUUUUACACUUAAUAAGACUACAGUAUAGUGUAAACAUAAUUUUAUAAAGCACCGGGAAACCAUAGCGAUUUAUGUGACUUGCUUGAUUGUGAUAUUCACUUUAUUGCUGUGGUCCGGAGCCGCAGCAGCAGCCUCUGAGAUAUGCCUGUGCCGCUGUGUUGGGGUGGGCACCUUACACAUUUAAAGCAGCCAUUUCCCCGUGUUGUUUUUAUUCUAAUAUUUUUAGUAUAUUAAUAAACAACAUAAGAACACAUGCCCUUCUUUCAGAAAAUCCAAAGUAUAAAAUUCACAGUUAUAGAACAUAAAAUAGAGCAUGAAUGUUGGCCUUAAAACAGCACAAACCUCCUGAAGUAGUGGUUCUUAAACUUCAGUGUGCCCCACGGUCACACAGGGAACUCUUCAAAAUGUCCAUGGACCUGAACGAAUGAGCCCUCCCAGGAGAUCAAGUGGAGGUGGCUCAAGAUAUCACUCCCCAAAACUCGCUCCCUCAGCAGGCAGUGGUGAGGGCAACAUGAGCAGGGCCUUCCUCCACCUCACCUGGGCCGCAGCUGUGAUGCAAAAGAUCCCAGACCUUCCUCCACCUCACCUGGGCCGCAGCUGUGAUGCAAAAGAUCCCAGACCUUCCUCCACCUCACCUGGGCCGCAGCUGUGAUGCAUGUGAGGAGGAGCCUUCCUCCGUCUCUCCUGGGAUGCAGCUGGGAUGCACGUUGCUGGGGGAAAAUGGCAAGGAAGCCAGUGAAAAACACUGGGUAAGAAUUGGUCCAUUAGGCCCAGGGUAUUAAAGUGUCCUGCUAGAAGGAAGACUCAAUCCUGCCAGGGCAUCACUUCUGCUGGCCUUGCUGCUUUCACCGGCGAAAGAAGCUGCUGGCGCUGAACUGUGGGCUCUCUGUGACUGACGUGGUUUCUUUUUGGCAUACCUUGGAGCCACCACAGUCUAGAGCAAAACAAAAGCAGGUCUAUUCUGUCUCAGCGGGAGUUCCCUGACAACCUUUCGUAGGCAGAGCAGCAGGGAGUGCAGUCUUGCCGGCCUUCUCUGUGCAGGGCAAGGUCUGGGCCAGGAGGCUCUGCAGCUGAGACCGGGGCAGUCCUGUCUGGUCAUCCCCACACAGACAUCCCACCCUCCCACUGGCCCGCAGAGCAGCUGCACCUGCCGCUCUUCUGUGGACCAAGGGCAUGGCAGACGGCAAUGCUGUUUCACUUGGAAUCAGACCAACUUAACGCGGUCUGGAGUCAGAGGACUGCCGCUGUCAUUUGCCUUGCCUCCUUUCUCUGAGUAUCACAAGGGCCUCAUGGACUCAGACCUUUCAAGGAGCAGUGUGGAACCCCCGUGUUCUCUGACCCCCGCCUCUGUUUCCUUGGCCCCUAUCUCCAUCCUGCCAUCCCUCACAGUCUCCCUGGCCUAGCUUCUUUCAAAGCCCUGGGUCUUCAGGCCUGGCCAGGUGCCAAGCGUGGCCACUUUCCUCCAGGGUUUCCAGCUUCCGGGCUCCCCGUACAGUACAGAGCAGACUGUGUGUAAUGUAUCAGAUGAGCUAUGAAGACUACCCCUACAAUGAGCCCAUCAGCUCACCUGAAAUCCAGGGUGUCACCAACAUCACAACGACCGCUGGAGAGCUCCCCAUCCCACUGUGCCCUUUGCUUCCCCACCAGAGGAUCCACCAACCUCACCCUGGUAUUGAUCAUGUUCCUUUUCUACAGGAAAGAAUAAUGUAUAUGUACAUACACACCCACACAUAUACACAUACAUAUACAUACACACAUAUAUACAUACAUAUACAUACAUCCAGAUAUUGUUUAGUUUGGCUUGUUUCUGAGGUUUAUAAAAAUAGCGUCAUAUAUAUUCUUCAGUGAUGGCUGUUGCACUAAUCAUUGUGCAUCCGCAUCUCACCCAUAUGCUUUUGUUUGGCUGUGGUUGGUUGGUUGUGAUUGCUGUGUAAUAUCCUAUUAUGCGGCUGUAACAGAAUGUGUUCAUGCUAUCUUUAUACGUAGACAUUUGGUGUAACAUAAUGUGUUCCUGAGUCUUUAUACAUGGACAUUUAGUUGCUUUCAUGGGAAGUACUGCAGUGAACAUUCUGCAUGAUUCUUGGUGCACCUGAGUUAAAGCCACCGGAGGGUGUGCGUGUGGAGGAGGGUGUGCGUGUGGAGGGGACUGCAGAAUCAUAGAGUGUGCAAAUGUUCAGAUGAAUGAAGUGACAACCAAUUUUUUGAAAUGGUUAUUUUAAUUUAUAAUCCCACCAGCAACAAAAGAGUUACUUUCCAUCCACAUCCUCAACAAGUCUGUGUUAUCCAACUUGGUCUCUGCCAUGCCAGGUAAAAAUCUGUGUUAAAAUGAAAACUUGUAGUUCUGAUUGGCAGUCUCCUAAUGACCAUAUGGUUUAGUUUAUUUUUCUAUUUUUUAUCUGCCACUUGAGUUUUCUUUCCUGUGAAAUGCCUGUUCACGUUUGUUGCUCAUUUUUCUGUGGGGGUGUUUGUCUUUUUAUUACUGAUUUGUAGUAGUUCCCUGUGGUUUCUGAAGGAAACUAUUUUAUUGUUUAUAUGUAACUAAUGUAGUCUAUCAAUUUUGGGUUUGUCUUUUUCAUUUUCUUUAUGAGAUAUUUUGAUGAACAGAGAAUGCCUUCCCUAACAUGAGGAUUUUAAAGAUACCUUUCUUUAAUACUUUUAAAAUGUAUGAAAUUUGCCCUUCAUUGCUAACCAUUUACUUAAUGAGAAAUGGAUGUUUGGUAUAUGAUGUAAGGCAGGAAUCCAAUUCAUUUUCCAUAUGAAUAGCCAAUCAUCCCAGCCCUAUAUAUUGAAAAACUUCUGUUCUCAUUGAUCUGUGAUGUCAUCUCUGAUAUAUACCAGUCUCCUUUUUUUUUUUUUUUUUUUGAGACGGGGUCUUACUUUGUUGCCCAGGCUGG